Histoplasma capsulatum G186AR is the source of this 1761-nucleotide messenger RNA. RefSeq names its product CTP synthase. NCBI's taxonomy places the organism in Eukaryota, Fungi, Ascomycota, Eurotiomycetes, Onygenales, Ajellomycetaceae. The coding region runs from base 1 to 1761 and encodes 586 amino acids. Gene Ontology annotation, cellular component: cytoplasm; cytoophidium. The record is from RefSeq and is a predicted model, not a curated record. Gene Ontology annotation, molecular function: CTP synthase activity; identical protein binding. The transcript is spliced from 5 exons. Gene Ontology annotation, biological process: CTP biosynthetic process; pyrimidine nucleobase biosynthetic process.
AUGAAAUACAUUUUGGUUUCUGGAGGUGUCAUCUCCGGAGUUGGCAAGGGCAUCAUUGCCUCCAGCACUGGGCUUCUCCUAAAGACCCGUGGUCUGAAAGUGACCAGUAUUAAGAUAGACCCGUAUAUGAAUGUUGAUGCUGGGACUAUGAGCCCCACCGAGCAUGGGGAGGUGUAUGUCUUAGAUGACGGUGGGGAGGUUGACUUGGAUUUGGGAAACUAUGAGCGCUAUUUAAAUAUUUCUCUGAGCCACGAACAUAAUAUUACCACUGGCAAAAUCUACCUACAUGUUAUUGAGCGUGAACGCCGUGGUGACUAUCUUGGCAAAACAGUCCAAAUCGUACCGCAUCUGACAGAUGCCAUCCAAGACUGGAUUGAACGUGUGGCUAAAAUUCCCGUUGAUGAAUCCGGGCAAGAGCCGGACGUGUGUAUUGUCGAGCUCGGAGGCACGAUCGGAGACGUGGAGUCAGGUGUCUUUUUUGAGGCCAUGCGUCAGCUACAGAGACGAGCCGGAAAGGGAAAUUUUCUGCAAAUCCAUGUUUCUUACGUUCCCGUAAUACCGCCUGGUGAUGGCGAGCAGAAGACGAAGCCAACCCAACGGGCGAUCAGCGAUGUCCGGAGUGCAGGUCUCAGUCCAGACUUGAUUGCUUGCCGCUGCGAGAGACCUCUCGAGGACCAAACAAUUGUCAAAAUCGCCAAUGCAUGUCAAGUUGAUCGAGAUCAGGUCCUCACAGUCCACAAUGUUUCAACAACCUAUCAUGUUCCUGUGCUUCUUGAGAACCAAGGUGUUCUUUCGACCAUAAACCGUGUCCUUCAGCUUGAGAGCAUCAAUAUACCUAAAAAUCUUCUGCAACAAGGUAUCGCUACGUGGACUUCAUGGAAAUCCCUAGCAACAGCUCAGGAUCACAUACAGGAGACCGUGUCCAUUGCUCUUGUUGGCAAAUACACAUCCCUCCACGACUCCUAUAUGAGUGUGAGCAAAUCGUUGGAACAUGCGGCUAUGCACUGUAAACGGAAAAUCAACCUUGUCUGGGUUGAUGCAUCCCAUUUGGAAGAGACGACGCAGGAGAGCUCCCCCGCAGAAUUCCAUAAAGCAUGGCAUGUCGUCUGUAUGGCAAACGGCAUCCUAGUCCCUGGAGGCUUCGGCCAUCGGGGGACGGAGGGAAUGAUCAAAGCUGCCAAGUGGGCGCGCACCAACAACAUUCCCUACCUGGGUAUUUGCUUAGGGAUGCAACUAGCCGUCAUCGAAUUUGCUCGUAACGUCUGUGGUCUAGACGCAAAUAGCCAGGAAUUUGACGAGCACCACUCAACCCCGGCAAUCGUCUACAUGCCUGAAAUCAACAAGGAAAAGAUGGGUGGGACAAUGCGAUUGGGCAAGCGACCCACCAUCUUCCAGCCUGACACAGAAUGGUCCCGUCUUCGAAAGUUAUACGGCGACACCCCCGCCAUCUGGGAGCGGCACCGUCAUCGCUACGAGGUCAAUCCCAAGAUGGUGGAGGCGCUGGAAAAGGCCGGGCUGACGUUUGUCGGCAAGGAUGAGAAAGGUGAGCGGAUGGAAAUCAUCGAGCUCAAGGAGCAUAAAUGGUAUGUUGGCGUGCAGUUUCACCCAGAGUAUCUCUCUCGCGUGCUUGCGCCUAGCAAGACGUUCCUCGGUUUCUUUGCUGCCGCUGCAGGUUGUCUUGAAGAGAUCACCGAGUCGUACAAGGAUCGCCAUGACCUUAGCCGCCAGGAAAUGGACCCUGGUUUGAUUCCAGUGCGGUAG